AUGGCAAUAUUUCCGAUUCGAAUAAAUGAAUUGAAUUUCGAGCGGAAGUUAAUUAUAAAACUGAGUAAUUUGGUGAAAGAUGGGCACAUUUAUCAAAUGAACGACAAUUUGACUAAUGAGACGGCACCAAUUAUUAAAAUGAAACAAUCAUACAAUUUACUUAUUGGUUGUCGCAGAGGUAGUAAUGCUACCGAACGGAAUAUAGUAAUAAUGUUAUGA
Messenger RNA from Brugia pahangi, 219 nucleotides. NCBI's taxonomy places the organism in Eukaryota, Metazoa, Nematoda, Chromadorea, Rhabditida, Onchocercidae. The record is from the annotation of a GenBank genome assembly.